Messenger RNA from Ficedula albicollis (Collared flycatcher), 2585 nucleotides. RefSeq names its product coiled-coil serine rich protein 1 (gene CCSER1). The coding region runs from base 104 to 2404 and encodes 766 amino acids. The transcript is spliced from 11 exons. The record is from RefSeq and is a predicted model, not a curated record. NCBI's taxonomy places the organism in Eukaryota, Metazoa, Chordata, Aves, Passeriformes, Muscicapidae.
CAGAGGGCUCCGCCACCCUUCGGGAAAGGGAAUAAUACGUACAAAUCCCUGAGCAGAUGGUUGUUUUAUUGGCUGUGAAGAACCACGGACCCUGUGUGCCCUGAUGGGGGACUCGGGAUCCAGACGAUCGACUCUUGUGUCUCGGUUGCCAAUAUUCAGGAGAAGUGUCAGCCGGAGACACGACUCCCUUCCUUCCUCGCCUUCUUCUGCCAAUGCCAUUGGUGUCCACACCUCCUCCCCAUCCAGCACCAACUCCAGCUCAGGGAGCACAGGAAAGCGCCGGAGUAUUUUCCGCACUCCUUCCAUUAGCUUCCAUAACAGGAAAGGGAGCGAGCAGAAGCCUGACUCAGCGAGUCAAAACGUUAACGUCUCAAAUGGUGCCCAGUCCUCUCUUAGCACUUUUCAAAAACUCAGCUUGGACGAGCACAUAAAAAGCAGAGGAAGGCAUUCAGUUGGCUUUGGCAGCUCACGUAGCAAGAAGAUAACAAGAUCUUUGACAGACGAUUUUGAAAAGGGAAAGGAGUCCUCAGCUAACAAGAACGUCUUUAUCAAUUGCAUAAGCUCUGGGAAGAAUGAGGGUGAUGAUUCAGGCUUUGCAGAAGAGCAAAGCCGAUACUCUGUCAAGCAGUCCACCCGAAAACUUCUCACCAAGUCUUUUUCAUCGCACUACAAGUUUUCUAAACCAGUUCCAGAGAGUCAGUCGGUUUCCUCUGUGCAGCAGCCCAGGUGCUUGCUGGAAGUUAAAUCCCAUGUGGAAAGCGAGCCUGUGAUGGCCAGGUCGUCUCCUCCCUGCUCGGCUGAGACGACGGAGUGCAUGGGCAGCUCGCUGCAGUCCCCGCUGCUCUCGGCUGACCUCACGGCUGCCCAGACCCCCUCGGACUUUGUCGCUCUGACCGAGGACUCUGUUUCAGAGGCUGAUGCCCUGCCCAGCAGUGGGCCUGGGGCACUGCUCGCAGAGGAUUUCGGCCACGACGUCUCUACCUCUCAGAUCUUCUUUAAUCCUGCUGCUGCUCCUGCCAGGGAGACACAUACUGUGCAAAGUACUGGCCAUUCUGCUGGUGUAUCUCCUGUGGGUCAUGCAAGCUCGUGCAGCAUGGAAUCCAGUACCUUAUUCAAAACCUCAGUUGCUAAUCAAACAAAAGUACUGUUGCAAGCCAAUGGACUACAUAUUAAUGAUGCCAGGCACAUAGAAAAAAUCAGUUCAGAAAACGCACAUUUAGAAACCUUGACAUUACAGCGUAGUGAGGAACCAGUGACACUCUCUCCAAAGGCACAGGGGUUGAGUGGGAGCAGAGAUGAAAGCACUCCAUGCAAGCACACGAGAGAUACAAUUCCUGUGGUGGAGUCUAAGACUGUUUCAUGUUCUGAACCUCAGUCCAUUAAAACACAACAGGGUUAUGAAUCAAACCAUCCUAAAGUUGAUCUUGCCAACAGCCUCAGUCCGUACCGGGAAGGCAGAUUUGUUGAGAAACGACUGAGGUCCUCUUCAGAAGGAACUGCUGGGGGCAGCCGGCUGAUCAUAAAGCCCAAGGAUGGAAAUGCAGAGGAGCUUAACAGCCUGAGGAAGCAGAGAGCAAGCUCAUCCUCUUCCAAAAUGAACAGCAUGGAUGUUUUGAAUAACUUGGGUUCCUGUGAGUUGGAUGAAGAUGACUUAAUGCUUGACUUGGAGUUCCUGGAAGAGCAACAUCACCUUCGUUCUGUGUGCCGGGAAGACUCAUACCAGUCAAUAGUGUCAUGUGCUGCUGUAGUACUCACCCCUGUAGAGGCCACAGUGGAUACAAGGAAAAAAGAACAGAUGAUAAUGCCUGAUGUGUCCAAACAGAGUCUGUCCCUGAAGCUGUCGAAGGAGGUGGAGCCAGGAGAAGCCAGGUACCCUCGUGUGAGCCAGCUGGCUGGCAGCCCAUCUGUGGAGUGGCCUUUCACUGGUCUGGAAGAAGGUGGAGGCAUUGAGUCUCUGCCCUUCAGAUUGAUGCUCCAGGACUGCACGGCUGUAAAGACAUUGCUUCUGAAAAUGAAGAGGGUUCUUCAAGAGAGUACAGACAUGAGUCCAGCUAGUAGCACAACCUCCCUCCCUGUUAGCCCCCUUCCUGAGGAGCCAUUGUUUUUCAAGGAUGGAAUAAAAGAUGAAUGCUCAUUGCUGAAGCUGCAGCUGAAGGAGAGGGAUGAACUCAUAGCCCAGCUUCGUGAGGAGCUGGAAAAGGCUCAGUGCUUUCAGAAGGCUCUUGCUUCCCAAGCAGAUAAAUCCACACAGACAGAACUUGUAGGCCAUGAUGGCACAGCAUUUGGAAGUGCUCCUGUACCUUCUCGCAGGCAAUUAUACUACAUAUCCAGUCAGAAUGGCGAGCCAAAAUCUCAGCACAAGGGACAGAAAGUCAGCACAUACUCCCACCGAGGACCCUUUUAGACACCCACCGGGCAGCCAAGCAGCAGCGUACGAGAGCCAGAGCUGCCAGCUGUCCAACCUGUGUCUGAGCAGCCUCCUGAAGGAGAAGGGCAUGGCAGAAGUCAUCAAGCACAGCCGGGGCACGUUCGAAGCCCUGCCUUCAGAGGUGGCCCAGAACGGCGUGGCUGUGGCGGCCCCCAGC